This is a messenger RNA of Humulus lupulus (European hop), 839 nucleotides long. RefSeq lists its product as uncharacterized. Gene Ontology annotation, biological process: regulation of DNA-templated transcription. The record is from RefSeq and is a predicted model, not a curated record. NCBI's taxonomy places the organism in Eukaryota, Viridiplantae, Streptophyta, Magnoliopsida, Rosales, Cannabaceae. Gene Ontology annotation, molecular function: DNA-binding transcription factor activity; sequence-specific DNA binding. The coding region runs from base 264 to 719 and encodes 151 amino acids. Gene Ontology annotation, cellular component: nucleus. The transcript is spliced from 4 exons.
UGAAGGUAGUAGCUAGUAUAGUACUACUACUCAAGCAAGAAACAAACAAGCAAUAAUCAUGUAUAGAGAAAUGUCAGUGUUCAUUCCGUCUUGGCUUCUUUAAAUAAAGCUCUCUCUCUGUGGAAAAGCAAAACGAUGUAAAUCAAAAGAGAAAGAAAGAUCUCAAGGGAAUCUUAUAGCAAGAUCAAUUCAGAGGCUUCUAUAUAUUUAUAUACACACACACACAUAGAGUGCUUUAAUAGUAUUUUAUAUUGUGUAUCAUCAUGAGUUCUUCUAGAGAUCAAAAGAAAGCUUUGCAUGAGAGGCUGCAGCGACUUCGAGCCAUCACCAACUCCACCGCUAUUCACAAAGCUUCGAUUAUAGUUGAUGCCUCAAAGUACAUCGAGGAGUUGAAGCAAAAGGUGGCAACAUUGAACCAAGAGAUUGGCACCUCCUCAAUCUCAAUUGACCAACAUCACUUGCCUGCGGUGACAGUGGAAACCAUAGAUAAGGGUUUUCUUAUUAAUGUAUUAUCAGAGCAGAAUUGCCCUGGUUUGCUCGUGUCUAUUCUUGAAGCCUUUGAAAACUUGGGACUUGACGUGCUUGAUGCUAGGGUUUCUUGUACAGACAAUUUUCAACUAGAAGCAAUUGGAGGAGAAAGUGACGAUAGUAUUGAUGCUCAAGUGGUGAAACAAGCGGUUUUGCAAGCAAUUCAGAACUGGAGUACUGAGCAAGAUUAAUUAAUAAAUAAAUACUUUAGAUAUAAUUUAGCCAUAUUGAUCAUCACCUUUAAUAUGGUGAUGAUGGCCACGUAUUAUUGUAAGGAAAUUGUUUCAUGGAGGAAAUUUUUUAAUGUUCUA